Molecule: messenger RNA, 282 nt
Organism: Pectinophora gossypiella (pink bollworm)
Lineage: Eukaryota; Metazoa; Arthropoda; Insecta; Lepidoptera; Gelechiidae
Gene: Xport-A
Exons: 2
Coding region: 1-282 (93 amino acids)
Source: RefSeq, a predicted model, not a curated record
AUGAAGAAAAAUAAAAGCAAUAAUAAUUCCGUUAAGAAAAAUACAUCGAAAACUGUCAACGUGAAAGCAUCUGAAAAAAACAAAGAGGUUAAGAUUGAAUCUCUGGAUGAAGACAACCAAGGAUUUGGAGGAUGGUUGAGGUCCGAUGACGGUCUUGAGAACAUGAAAUUGUUUGUAAUAGCAAACAGUAUUGUACUGCUUACUACUCUGGUGUACCCGCAUCUUCGAACCGCGAUAGAAAUAUUAGGUGAAAUGGUGUACGGCGUGCAGGAAGACUUUUAA